AUGGACGACCUGCUCGGAGGGUUUUCAGAAACUCCUGUUGCGGUAGCUCAAGCAUCGGUAGCGCCUGUGUCUGUGCAAAGUGUGGAUGAUUUGGUUGAAGCUGUCUUCGAUUACGAAGGGCAAAACCAAGGCGAUUUGAGUUUUAAAAUCGGAGAGAAAAUUCAAGUAACCUCGAGAAACGGAGAAAUUUGGAGUGGAAUAUCGAAUGGAAAGAGUGGGAAUUUCCCGGCAAUGCAUGUCCAAAGUGUGAAAGCAAAUGACCCGGCAAAUGACGAUAUCCUUGGAAAAGCGCUGCUUACAAGCAACGCUCCCGCUCCUAUUUCUGCUGGUUUUGAAGAUAAUCUCUUCGGAGCUCAGCAAGUGACAAGUUCUAACACCCUUUCGGAAGCAAAUGUCGCAGAACCUGCCAUUCAAUCUUCCCAGCCUCAGUCUCAGUCGCAGCCUCAGCCUCAGGUUCAAACUCAGAAGCCACAACAAGAAGAAAGCACGAUUCAAUAUGCGAAAGAAGUCGGAUUGGUUGUUGAUGACGGUGGAUCUGGCGGAAGAAGACCUUUUCAAGAUGACCCGGAGUGGUAUUUGACUCAACUUGUCAAUGCGCUUCCUACAAGGGUCUUCAUUGGAAUUAUAAUUUUGAUGGACUUUCUCCUCACCAUAAUGGAUCUGGCUAAAUCGGACAAAACCGCACCCGAUCAAAACGCAUUCGACUGGAUUUCCUUCAUUGUCGGUCUCAUGUUCGUCUUCGCGACUCCGGGUUUCCAAGUUCAACAUUUCAAGCUCGCUCUAUUUAUUAAUCGAUGCUUCAAAAUUUAA
This is a messenger RNA of Oikopleura dioica, 810 nucleotides long. The record is from the annotation of a GenBank genome assembly. NCBI's taxonomy places the organism in Eukaryota, Metazoa, Chordata, Appendicularia, Copelata, Oikopleuridae.